Cylicocyclus nassatus is the source of this 354-nucleotide messenger RNA. The record is from the annotation of a GenBank genome assembly. NCBI's taxonomy places the organism in Eukaryota, Metazoa, Nematoda, Chromadorea, Rhabditida, Strongylidae.
AUGGGAGUGGAGAAGGCGGUGAUGGCGGUGGCCUCGGCUGGUGCCAUACUGGCUAUGGCAGCUUGUCUGAUCGCUAUUCCAAGACUGUACGAGGAGAUCAACGAGAUCCAUAAUAUGGUCCUCGAUGGUGUGGCUGUUUUCCGUGAGGAAACGGAUUCUGCCUGGAUAGAAAUGAUGGAUGUACAGCUGGCAAUUGCGCCAGACUCUAGACGUCCCGAAAAUCCGUUUGACUCCAUAUUCCGGCGCAAAAGACAACCUCUUCCGCCGUGGUGUGUUUGCGAGCUCACGCCGGUCACUUGCCCUCCAGGACCUCCGGGACCUCCGGGACCACCGGGAUUGCCAGGUUGGGUUUGA